AUGGCCGAGCCAGAUCAACCUUCCCUCCGCAGUAUCGAUCUCCCAUUUUUAGGCAUCUGCUCCAGAUGCAAACGCAUAGCUUGGUGCAAAAACUCGACGGCAUUUAGCGACAAAUGGCCUCAUGAUUGUGACGUUUUUGCAAGCCCACACACGCAUGCACGCAUAUGGGAUACGGUGGAGAGUAUAGAUGGUUCUCGUUUCAAUCUUUUCUACCUCUUGCAAGAGACAAAUGACUAUCUGCAAGCGAAAUUCGGAGGUAGUCCUCACUUAGUCCGAGAGUUGCCUGAACCGCCGCGUCUUUAUUGGCCGUAUGAAAUACCAGCUGAGCUGAAAGCAUACAUUGACUGGUCCUCGGAAUGGACUUCUCAUCAAACGACCUUGCUUGCCGGUACGACUUUGGUUCAAGGUACGCCUUUCAUUUCCUUUUGUCCCGCGUGCUGCCGAGUCGUCUGGUUCAGCAGCAGGGGGGAUCUACGCUAUCAUUGGCCACCAUUGACGCACUUUGGCUUGAAGUUUGCGGCACACCUUUUCGAAUUUGUGUCGCCAGACGUCAACGAAGAGACGGAAAGCUCCCUUGAGAGAUGGAAUAUCUAUUACCAGACACUUUUCAACCUUGAUGCGUCUCGCCUCAGGCACUUUCAUGACCCCCCGCCUGUUUGCCAUAGCAGGUUCAUGCCGUUACGGGUACCAUGCGAUCAAUUCACAGAUCUUGCGCCUGAGAUUUGGGUUCAACGAGACGAAGACAAAUCUGAUCACUCUGUUGAAUGGCAACAAAGAGCCACUGAGCAACAUGUCCGGCUACGAUCCAAAUUUGGAGCCAGUCGUCAUCCGAUUGAGGAUGGUGCAGACUCUCGGAAACUGUCUGGCCAGCCAAUUUUUCAGCCACAUGAAGCCCUUUGGGAGCAUUCAUGUUUCAAGUGGCCUCUGAUAGAAGAUCCCGACAUCAUGGAAAUCAUGGAUUUUCGAGAUCGCAUACAGAAGUUUUUUCGGCACAUUAUGGCGCUGCUUGAAGGAGAGCAGACGCCCCCCAUCUUCGCACCUCACCCGCCUCGGCGGUCUACAGACGACCUCCAGAUCACUGCUUUGCCAGCCACAGCUGAAAUGGGCACAGUCGAAACAGAUGCAGCCGAGGCAUCGAUGGGCACCAAUGUUUUGGUUUAG
This is a messenger RNA of Beauveria bassiana ARSEF 2860, 1161 nucleotides long. RefSeq lists its product as uncharacterized. Bases 1 to 1161 code for a protein of 386 amino acids. The transcript has a single exon. The record is from RefSeq and is a predicted model, not a curated record. Lineage: Eukaryota; Fungi; Ascomycota; Sordariomycetes; Hypocreales; Cordycipitaceae.